GAAUUUUAAAAACAUCGGACUUUCAGCAGCUAAAUACUUCGGAGGAUUCAAAAGGCCACAAAGCUAGAGAUACACAAUCAUUCUUUUUUUUCCCUACAAAAAGAUUCCUCAGAUUUCAAGUUUUAAGCUGUGAAGCGAGAACAACAGCCGAACAUUCGGUACAGAUCACGCACGGCAGGAAGAGGAGAUGUGUUCUCUGACCAAGCAGCCAGCUCUCGGGGUGGUAUGUUCUGCUUUCCUGUUCGGCGUGCUCGUUGCUGAAGGACAGUCUGGGGAAGAGCAUGGGCAGGACGGCAGCUCUGCUCCCGGCCGAGGCUAUCUGGUGGAAGUCGUGCGCGUUCUUUCAGCUGGCGACACUGAGCUCCACAAGAACCACUCUCGAGAACUGGUCAGAACGUUGCUGGAGAGAGCUGAGUGCCCACAGCGGAUUUAUGGCAUGCAAGAGGAGUGUAAUCUGUGCCUUGAACCAGAUGCUUUGUUACUAAUAGCUGGUGGGGAUUUAGAAGACCACCUCAGUGAAGAAGUAUUUGAAAAAAUAUCUCUUAUUCUUCUAUACUAUAUUCUUCAUCAAAGAGAUAUGUGUUCUUCAGAUCUCAACUUGAGUAGUAAGGACUAUAAAUUUUACCUUCAGAGCAUGCUUAGCUUAAGGCAUGAUGAAGACUGUUACUAUUUUUCACAGAAUGAAACAGAAGAUAUUUUGGCUGCAGUAAGACAACAUUUUAAAACUUCUGAAACACAGUGUGUUGAUGUGAGCACUCUGAAGAAAAAUGCUGAUAUAAUGGACAAAGAUGGUGCUGAUGAACAGACACUUCCACGCCUGGCUGCUUCAAUCAUUACCCUGGCUCUCCAAGGUGUCUGUAUGGGGAAAACAAGUUUACCCUCCCCAGAAUUCUUUAUAAAAUAUAUUUUCAAUUCUCUAAACAGUACAACUGAGCUCCAAGUGACAGAACUAGAUCAACUCCUAAGCAUGCUUGCAGACAGAAAGACCUGCAUGGUAAAUGGACAAUUCCACAAUCACAAAAGAAGACGUCAUAAUAUGACAAUCAAAGAUAGUGGAACCAUAAAUAUUCCAGUCAAAGCAAACCAAACAAAUGGAGACUAUGUGAAAAAAUAUCCUGAAGAUCGUGAAAGGAAAAGAGAUUGGAAUCAGGCUUGUUUCUCUGCCAAUGAACUUGUGAAGAUAUUUCUAAAAACUAGUCCUUCAUCCAUUUCUAAGGAGCACUUCAAGCAAAUCAGUCCGGCAAUCAUUCAACAGCUAUUAAGUUGUUCAUGUCAGCUUCCCGAAUCCAAGCAGACAAAGCUUCCACCAACAGCUUUGGAAAAAUAUGGCUACAGCACUGCUGCAGUUUUACUUAUUACUAUUGGAUCUAUGUUUGGUACAACCCUCAUUUUAUUUAACUCCUGUCAAGAAAUCUAUACACUCAUUUUACAGCUGUUUGUGGGCUUGGCUGUUGGGACCCUUUCUGGAGAUGCACUGCUGCACCUCAUUCCGCAGAUGCUUGGUUUGCAUAAACAUGAAGCACAAGAGGUAGAACAUUUCUAUGAAGGGAAAGAAUAUAUUUGGAAGCUUUUGGGAAUAAUUGGAGGAAUUCAUGGAUUUUUUGUGAUAGAAAAGUGUUUCUUUCUUUUGGUAACACCACGUGAUCAGCAGGGCCUUUCUUUAGCUAAUGGUCACUGGAGACAUUCCCAUGAUCUUCCAGUGGAAUCUGAAAUAAAUGAACAUUCAGGCAGAGGCAAAUCUACUUCAGCUAUACAGUUGAGAAGCCCGGAAGAUUCUGAGUCUGCUGAAGUUCCUCCGGACAAUAAGGCAAUCAGCAAAAAAAGUAAAAGAAUUAGCUUGUUAGCAAUAAUGGUUCUGGUGGGUGACGGUCUUCACAACUUCGCCGAUGGUUUGGUAAUAGGAGCAGCCUUUUCAUCCUCAACAGAAACAGGUGUGACAACGACUGUUGCUAUUUUAUGCCAUGAAAUUCCUCAUGAAAUGGGAGAUUUCGCUGUGCUGCUAAGUACAGGGCUCCCCACGAAGAUUGCAGUUUUGAUGAAUUUUAUAAGUGCACUAACAGCCUUCUUAGGGCUUUAUAUUGGCCUUUCUGUAUCAGCUGACCCAUGCAUUCAAAACUGGAUUUUUACUGUUACAGCUGGAAUGUUCUUGUAUUUAUCUUUAGCAGAAAUGCUUCCUGAAAUGACUCAUGUUCAGACACGGCGACCCUGGUUGAUGUUUCUCCUACAGAACGUUGGAUUACUAUUAGGUUGGCUUUGCCUCUUCCUUCUGGCUGUCUAUGAACAGAAAAUUAAAAUAUAAGUUUUCUGUUGGAAAUUUUGAAGUACCACUUAUGACAGUGGAUAGCAUUAUUCACAAUUUUUGUCAUGUCUGCAAUAGUGAAAUAUAAAUUAAGCUGUUUGGAUUUUUAUAUCUGAAACACAGUAGGUAACUAUUUCACUUUAUUAACUUAUUGUUGAGAUUUUGUAAUUUUUUUUAAACACAAAUAUUUAGAAUUAUGGUUUGUUACUGAGUUUACCGAAUCCCAUGCUCACACUCACAGGAGCUUUUGAUUAGUUUUUACUGAGACUGUUCUAUCUGGACGCUCUAAGUGAUCGCUGCCGUCUGAUUGAAGAAAAGAAUAAAACACUUUUAUAUGCAAUAAUUAAACUGGACUGACCAUAGUUGAAUAAUUUGAAGCAGAAAAGUUUGUUGCUUUAUCAUACAAAGAAUAAAUGUA
Molecule: messenger RNA, 2717 nt
Organism: Nothoprocta perdicaria
Lineage: Eukaryota; Metazoa; Chordata; Aves; Tinamiformes; Tinamidae
Gene: SLC39A12
Product: solute carrier family 39 member 12
Exons: 13
Coding region: 188-2299 (703 amino acids)
Biological process (GO): zinc ion import across plasma membrane; intracellular zinc ion homeostasis
Cellular component (GO): membrane
Molecular function (GO): zinc ion transmembrane transporter activity
Source: RefSeq, a predicted model, not a curated record